UUCUCAUCCGAGUGACUCUCUUUUAAACUGUAUUACAUAUUAGAGACUUCUUGUUGGAUGACAUAAUUUAUACAUCUUCAUAACUUGUAAAUAGCUAAUUGAAACAAGCCUAAUUUCAAAGCAAGUAGGCCUAUCAAAACAGCUGUACUGUACAUUUCCCAGCUUAUGACCUUCUUAUUUUAGCCUAACUUUGUUUUAUUGAUGCUUAUUAGUCAGAGAGUUACAGUAUUAAAUACAAAGAAUCACAAGACAUCAACUGAUAAAAUGGAGAUAAAUUAAAUAACGUUAUGGAUAAAAGUAACACGCUAGGCCAUAUAGCAAAAUAUACAAAUAUGCAAACGGUACAGCAGUAAAAAAUUUUUUUUAUUAAUUUUAAAAAUAAUUUUAAAAAGAAGGAAGAAAGAAAAUAAACAUAAAUAUAUAAACAUAUAUAUUUUGUCUGUGCUCUCCAUUUUUAACAGGAAAAUGAAAGAGGAAAUUUUGGCAAAUGUAGUCAAAUUUUUUUCUAAUAUUGCAAUCUGUAUACCAAAUUUUUUCUAUUUGAAUAGAGUGCAUCAGAUCAUGCAUCCAAUGCACAUAACUGGGCGGAGAAGGAUUUUUCUACUUCAGUGUUAUAUGCCUUUUAGCAAUUAUUAAACAGAUAGCAAGUGCAUUAGACUGUGAAGAUGACAAGAAAACAUUUGUAGGGUAACGUCUAAAUAAUGCUACUAGGGUGUGUGGUUUGAUAUCUAAAAGAAAACAUUCAGAAAUGUAUUUAAAAAUUGAUGCCCAAAAAGUGCUUAGUGCUGGAAAAAGCCAGAAAGUAUGUCAGAAAGAGUGGCUGGAGCUUGUUGACACCCAUCACAAAUUGGAUCAAAACCAGGCUGACCUUCAUAUUUUACACAAACUUUUGGAAAUCUAUUGUAUUUAAUUAAAAUUGUUUUACAUACAAAAAGAAAUAAAACUCUUCAAGUAGACUACUCCCACUGAGCUCAUGAAGUUAUGUGGACUAGCAGUUCUGUUCAGAUACCAUGAUACUUGCCGCCCUCAAGUGGUUGAGAAAGAGAAUACAACCAAUAAGAAAGUACUAGCGACACAGCAAUUGCAGAAGUACGGAAUUAAAUAUUAAUAUAAAUGUUUGAACCAGUAUUAAAACAAGUAGAUUUACAUUUAUAAUAUGAUUUAAUAUUUAUUUUAGUUUUAUUUUAGCCAUUACUAUAAGAAUUGUGAGGUAUUAUGUAUGCAAUAGUCCAGCAAAUUUUAAAACAAAACAAAAUGAUCUCAAGGACAAGCAUUCUAUUUGAUGUCACAAUUAGAACGUCAAAGUGGAAUGUUAAGGAAUGACGGUGUAAUUUAGUUUUAGUGGGUAGUUUGGAGGUAGACAGUGCGUUUGUUUUAUCAUGGGUCAGCGAAUUUCUUGUCUGAAUAUAGCGACAGAGUCGGAGUGUGUGUACAGUUUCCAUCCUAGUACACCACUUCAGUUAAAUAAUGACACGCCUCGUCAAGAAAACCAUCAGCUUGAUGAGAGACGUGUUCCUUGUGAGGAAGAUAGAGUAGGGAGUUUGGUAAAGGAGAAAAAGAAAGCGAAGAAAAAAUCGAGUUUUUGGAGAAAGCUGUUCCGCUUUUCACGCCCAAGAACUGGAAGGGGUGAAAAGGUGGAGCAGGUGGACAGUGAGAAGGUGAAGCCAGUCAUCCAAGAAGGACCUUCUACUGAUGGUAAAUCCCUUUUUUUUUGUGUGACUGAAAAAAAAUGAUCACCAUAGCUUUAAAAUAUUGUCCCUGCAAAUAUAUGUAUUUGUAAAAGGAUUGAAACGUUUCUGUGUGUUUUUAUUAAAGUAAAUGUUGAAUGUAUGUUCCCCUCUUUUGAUCAAACCUCAGUAGGAAACAUCUCAAGCACUGUUGAGCAUCAUGACUACCAGCAAGCUCCUAACAGCCUUGAGGUUCCUUCCUCCAUCAUUGACCUGCAAAUACAGGAACAGUGUGAGAAUGUGGAGCUGGAGGAAGAAACUUCUAGUGAUGAUCAAACUUCAGUGGAGACCAUGUCUUCUUUAGAGAGUUAUGGUCCUCAGAACACUCCCAACAGUAGUUUUGAGAUUCCUCUCUUCGCUGUUGACGAGCAAGUCCUGGAGUUUCCAGAUGAUCUGUCAGAGGAAGAAACUGUGUGUCCUCUGGCAGAAACCCCAAGCCAAGACAUGGUCUUGAUUAUUGGGAGCAUGUGCUGGACCUACAAAAUGGGUGAGCUACUGGGAGAAGGAGGAUUUGGUGCCGUGUAUGCUGGUGUCCGUGCCCAUGAUGGUCUUCCGGUGGCAAUCAAGUUUGCCAAAAAAAUGGAGGGCAUGGAAUAUCUCUACGUUCCUGGCCUUCCAGAACUUGUACCACUUGAAAUCGGCCUCACACUCAUGGCAAACAAGGGUCCCAGCUCACCCAACAUAAUCGAGCUUCUGGAUUGGCAGGAAUUUCCAGACCAUUACAUAAUGGUCUUGCAGCGCCCUUCACCAUGCCAGAGUGUGUUCAAGCUUUUGGAGAGCUGUGGGAACAUCUUUGAAGAAAGGUUUGCUCGGUAUAUGAUGCGCCAGGUCAUCAAGGCAGCUGAGACCUGCUGCCGGCGCGGAGUUCUACACAGAGAUAUAAAGCUGGAGAACUUGAUAAUCAACACUGAAACCAUGGAUGUCACCCUGAUUGACUUCGGCUGUGGGAACCUGUUCCAUGAAACAGAGUACCACACUUUUAGUGGCACAGAGAUGUACUGCCCUCCGGAAUUUUUCGAGACGGGCAAAUACUUUGCACGGCCGGCAACUGUGUAUUCGCUUGGAGUGCUGCUAUACACUAUGGUGUGCGGUUAUAUGCCAGACCACACGGAUCGGGAAAAGAUGCAGCACUGGCUGUGGUAUCUGCCAUCUUUGUCUUGUGAAUGCAGCCAUCUCAUAAAUGCCUGUCUGCAUCCCGAUCCCAGCGAGAGGAUAACACUAGAGCAGAUCCUCCUUCACGACUGGUUUACGAUCACAUCAUCAGACAUGGAGGAUGAGCGCCCGGUCCUGGUCAUGCAGGAAGAGCUGAUUAGCCAGGCAUGCUAACACCAGUGGCCUCACCACCUCUCCAGUCCUUUGCUUCUACUAUUGUCUGGUGCCAGAGCUUGAGGCAGCAAUAUUUGCGUCUUGCGGUGUUGCGGCCAAAAAUGUAUUGUUGAAUUGAAAUAAAAUUGUGUCAAUUGAACUGUUGUGUUUGUCUUAUUUUUGUCAGUUUUUUUGGUGAAUUUGAAUUGGAGUUUGCAUUAAGCCUACUAAGACCAUGACUAACUAGUACAGGUGUAUUUUAUUAUAAAAGAAGCUGGUCCUUUUAUUAUAAAUUGUGGUCCUCCAGGAGCUGGAUUGGACAUAGUAAGUAGUAAGGAAUGUGUAUUUAUUGUGCACAU
Molecule: messenger RNA, 3391 nt
Organism: Danio rerio (zebrafish)
Lineage: Eukaryota; Metazoa; Chordata; Actinopteri; Cypriniformes; Danionidae
Source: RefSeq, a predicted model, not a curated record